Messenger RNA from Parasteatoda tepidariorum (common house spider), 1064 nucleotides. The record is from RefSeq and is a predicted model, not a curated record. NCBI's taxonomy places the organism in Eukaryota, Metazoa, Arthropoda, Arachnida, Araneae, Theridiidae.
UUGGACCUUAAAUCUUCAUCGCAUCUAUACCAAUCAGGGCGUUGUGUGUAAUGCAUGCAGUGAGAAUGCCAAAUUUCAAAGACGUAGCAGUACAACAAUUUCAUUUAUCGAUUACACUGUCAUCUUGCGAGAAACGUAUUGAAAAGUUCAUGUCUUGACACCUCAUGUAAUUUUUUAAAGUGUUUUGAAGCAAACAAAUUUUAUCUACAUUUUUCUCCUUUCAUAUUUAUAAAAUUCUUCUGUAGACAUGGCGGAUGGUGAAGCUGAUUGGGAAAAUGAGGAUUUUGAGCCUGUUAUUAAAAAACCUCUUCCACACACUGACAGAUGGGAAGGAGAAGACGAAGAUGAUGAUGUAAAAGAUAAUUGGGAUGAUGAGGAGGAAGAUAAAGAGGAAAAGCCAGAACAAAAUAUGGUUGCUACACAAGCUAAGAAGAAAAAGUCGUUAGCACAAAUUAUAGCUGAAAAAGAAGAAAAAAGGAGAAAAGAAAUAGAAGAAAAAAUGAAAUUACAAGAACAACCUAGUAAAGAUCUAACUCCACAAGAAAGGCUGGCACAUAAGUUAAAACAACAAAAGCUGCAAGAAGAAGCAGAUUUACAAUUAGCUAAAGAAACUUUUGGUGUAAUAGAGAAUGACACUGAUAGUAUAGACAACUUCCAGCCGUCUUCUAAAGAAGAUUUUGAUAAAUUUCGAAAACUCCUUGUAGAUAAAAUUCAAAAGACUGAGGAGUCUCCUCAUUUUCCAAACUUCUUGGAUGAUUUCUGUAGAGAUUUAUGCUUGAAUGUGAGUCCUGAAGAUAUCAAAAAAAUAACUAGUACUUUAAAUGCCUUAGCACAUGAGAAAGUGAAAGCCCAAAAGGCAAAAGCGGGGAAGAAGAAACCAGGUUCUAAAAAAGCAAGUCUAAAACUUACUAGAAAUGAUGAUUAUUCAAUAAUAGACUAUGCAGAUGAAUUUGAGGAUUGUAUUUAAUUCUCUUUUAUUUUAUCUUGAAUUGUUGAUAGCUUCUUCUCUCCUAAUAUCUGGAUGCUGUAUAUGUUGAUUUUCAAUAAAUUUAUAAAAAUUUGUA